AUGAACUACAAAGUUGUAGAGUUCAGCAAGGAAGAGACGUGUGAGGUUGUAGUCAGCGAAGGUGCCAUCCCUGUUCAAGGCUCAAGAGCACGUAGGAGCUCAGCACUAGCUCAUAAUCACUCAUUCCUGCUCAUCCCAACAUCAUCUCGCUUUGAGCUUCUCCUCCGAAUAGAAACAUGA
Messenger RNA from Bipolaris zeicola 26-R-13, 180 nucleotides. RefSeq lists its product as uncharacterized. The transcript has 2 exons. The coding region runs from base 1 to 180 and encodes 59 amino acids. NCBI's taxonomy places the organism in Eukaryota, Fungi, Ascomycota, Dothideomycetes, Pleosporales, Pleosporaceae. The record is from RefSeq and is a predicted model, not a curated record.